Molecule: messenger RNA, 1296 nt
Organism: Exophiala aquamarina CBS 119918
Lineage: Eukaryota; Fungi; Ascomycota; Eurotiomycetes; Chaetothyriales; Herpotrichiellaceae
Exons: 2
Coding region: 1-1296 (431 amino acids)
Source: RefSeq, a predicted model, not a curated record
AUGGAUAUCCCUUCCACCGAUGAGGAGUUUCGCAGUGCCAUCCAAGCUCUGCAGGCUUCGACAAAGGCGAUCGAGCAUCAAACUCGAAUCAUCAACUCUCAAGCAGCUUAUUUGAAAAAUUGGAAAACAAGUGACGACGCGGCCGACCACCGCAGAUCCUCUCACGCGUCUUAUCUCAGCCAGCGAGAGGCGGCUGAAAUUCAGCAUGUCACGUUUGUGGUAGAACUCUCCUUCAUUGACCAUUUCAGUUCGUGUGCUAAAUGCGAGGGCCAGAACGAACAGCUUUUAGAUGAUCUACGUGCCGACCUCCAGUCUGAGAGCGAAAGCAUCGCGAAGGAUGUCAAGUCUGUCCAUUCAGUCGUAUCCCAGGUGCUGAACGCGGAUGACCGUGCCCUGGCUAAGCUGAACGACCGCACGACCCGGCAUCCAAACCCAACAAUUGAUACUGGUGAUAAGGUGCAAAGGGUCACCCAAUUAGCAUCCGCUCUACAAUAUUUUCGAGUCCAAGUGGUCAAGGAUCGUCUGGACUACACUUAUUUGCGAAGACUGAAUGAACUUUCGUCACCAGAAGGCGAGGAAUCUAUGCGGGAUCCUGCUGUUUCAUCCACGACAGUCAAAGAAAUCCAACAGGAUCUUGGUUCGCUCUAUGAUGAGAUCGACGAUAUCGUGACCAUGGCUGUCCGCCACGAGCACACAGGUCCGAUCGGAGCUACGUUGCAUCAAAUAGAUGCGGCUUGGGAAAGGCAGGGGAAGGCGAUGGCCGAACAAGUACACAGCCGACUGUCGACUCUGACCGAAUCGCUCGAGCAGCUCUCGUCCAGGCUCGAAACCAUCCAUAGCCAGCGUACGAUACUACGGAAUCUCGCCUUGAGGACUGAAUCCCUACAACAGCAACCAAACCCGCCAGCACGUCGCCUCGCCAGAGCGACUCGAGCAGGAGGGGCCUCAGCGGCAGAGACAGGACCCACCGACACCAAAGCACAACCCGCCCUCUCCAAGCUCCUACAGCACCUCUCCCUCCACGACACCACUAACCCAGCACCCAGCCAAAUCCCACACCCACACCCACUGCCCACCGCCAUCCAAAAACAGACGAUCAGGCUGCAAACCGAAUCCACCCAGCACGUAUCAGAGAUCCUGACGGCAUCGGAGAAGGCGGCCACACGCCGUCGCGAGAUCCUCGACGCCGUCGCUAAAUGUAUUGUCGGCGAGACGUCCGAGAAGAACGCGCGGGAUCUCGGAGAUCUAGAGGCUGUGGUCAACGGCGCCAGGCUGCGGAUGGAGAGAAGGGCGUGA